AUGGCGACCAAUUUCACAACCCUGUCGAACGCGGGUUCGCUCUCUAGCAUAUCGCAACUCAAAUCUUUGAGCCCUAGUUGCAGCUCGGUCAAGAUUUCUAGCGGAAGGACUCUAGUGAAGCCUUCAUAUGUUCCUUCCUCUAGCUUGUCCUUCUUUGGUUCUCUUGCUCCCAGCCCACUCAACUCGCCUUCCCCUUUUCAGACGAGUGGAGUUCGUCCUCUUAACUCCGUAGUCCGAGCUAGUGCUCAGGUCCCAGAUUUGCAGGCCAAAGUGACCAACAAAGUGUAUUUUGAUGUAAGCAUUGGGAACCCAGUUGGGAAACUUGUUGGGAGGAUUUUCAUCGGAUUGUAUGGCGAUGAUGUGCCCCAAAUUGCUGAGAAUUUCCGCGCUUUAUGCACAGGAGAGAAGGGAUUCGGCUUCAAAAAUUCAGCAUUCCAUCGUGUCAUCAAGGAUUUCAUGAUUCAAGGAGGCGACUUCGACAAGGGAAAUGGCACUGGAGGCAAGAGCAUUUAUGGUCGGACGUUUAAAGGCGAGAACUUCAAUAAGGAAUUUGGUGGUAUGAACUUAUCCUGUAUUGUAUUUGCAGUGACUAACACCAAAGGGAGUCAGUUCUUUAUUUGCACUGUCAAGACCCCAUGGCUAGACCAGAGGCACGUUGUAUUCGGACAAGUGUUGGAGGGGAUAGACAUUGUGAAGCUCAUUGAAUCGCAGGAGACAGACAGAGGCGACCGUCCCAGGAAGAGGAUUGUCAUUGCGGAGUGUGGUGAGCUUCCCAUGUCGGACGCUUAA
Molecule: messenger RNA, 789 nt
Organism: Linum tenue
Lineage: Eukaryota; Viridiplantae; Streptophyta; Magnoliopsida; Malpighiales; Linaceae
Source: the annotation of a GenBank genome assembly